Messenger RNA from Glycine soja, 1645 nucleotides. Its product is annotated as TMV resistance protein N-like. The record is from RefSeq and is a predicted model, not a curated record. NCBI's taxonomy places the organism in Eukaryota, Viridiplantae, Streptophyta, Magnoliopsida, Fabales, Fabaceae. Gene Ontology annotation, biological process: signal transduction. The coding region runs from base 160 to 1173 and encodes 337 amino acids. The transcript is spliced from 3 exons.
AAAUAAUUUUCGAAUAGAAAAUGGAGAAGAAAACAAGGACUCCAUCAAUCUUGAUGUAUUUUAUUUGAAGGAAAUUAAGCAAAACCGCGUAGGUGCUCAAAUCAUAGUCUCAGCAUAUAAAGUAAUAUCUUAACCUAUCUGCUUAAUUGUUUGAUUGAGAUGGCGGAUGAAGGGGGAAUUGAGAAGCGGCGCUACGAUGUUUUUCUGUGUUUUAGAGGGGAAGACACGCGCUACACCUUCACAGGUAAUCUCUAUGCUGCUUUGCGGCAGGCGAGAUUGAGGACCUUCUUCGAUGAUGGGUUCAAGAGUGGCGACCAAAUCUUUGACGUUGUUCUUCAAGCAAUUCAGGAAUCAAGGAUUUCAAUCGUUGUUCUCUCCGAAAACUUCGCUUCUUCCUCGUGGUGCCUUGAAGAACUUGUGAAGAUCCUUGAGUGCAGGGAAACAAAGAAGCAACUCGUUAUUCCAAUCUUUUACCGCAUGGAUCCCUCCGACGUAAGGAGACAGACUGGUUGUUAUGGGGAGAGCCUGGCUCAACAUCAAUAUGAGUUCAGAAGCGACUCCGAGAAAGUACGCAAUUGGCAGGAAGCUUUGACUCAUGUCGCCAACUUGCCCGGAUGGAGGUUCAGCCGGUACCAAUAUGAAUAUGAAUUCAUCGAAGACAUUGUGCGACAAGCCAUCGUCGCCAUUGUACCCCGCUAUAGCAUUUUUCUGAGUUUUAGUGGAAACGAUACCCGCUCCUUUACAGGUUUUCUCAACAAUGCAUUGUGCAGGAGUAGGUACCAAACCUUCAUGAAUGAUGGGGACCAAAUUUCACAAUCUACUAAUGGAGUUAUUGAAGAAUCAAGGCUUUCGAUCAUUGUAUUUUCUGAAAACUAUGCACGUUCCUCGUCCUGUCUUGAUUUUCUUUUGACCAUCCUUGAGUGUAUGAAGACGAAAAACCAACUGGUUUGCCCCAUCUUUUACAAAGUGUUACCGUCGGAUUUAAGGCAUCAAAGAAAUAGCUAUGGUGAAGCCAUGACUGAGCAUGAAAAUAUGUUGGGUAAGGACUCUGAGAUGGUGAAGAAAUGGAGGUCAGCUUUGUUUGAUGUCGCCAACUUGAAAGGAUUUUACUUGAAAACCGGGUACGAAUAUGAAUUUAUUGACAAAAUCGUGGAAAUGGCCAGUAAAAUUUAAAAUGGCUUAAAUCGAUCAGGUCCUCGCUCAAGUGUCAACUAGAAGGAAAUAUAGACUGAAGUGCCGUGGAAGGCAGAACUAAUCAAUUCAACAGAUUACAAAUGGUUCUAUGAGCAGUCAUAAGCUCACAGAUUGAUACUAGUAGUUGUAAUGUUUACAAUCGGCACUGAGGAAUUGAUUUGGAAGUCUGAAUUUUACUUCGAACAUUAGCAAUUUCUAGAAAGGUGAAUAUAUAAGUCCUGAGGGCCAUGGCCAGAGGCCUGUCAUCUUGAAAUUGUGACACACACUCUCGUUUAAGUCAUAUUUACUUUGAUUUCCCAAAUGUCAUGCAUAUCCAAACAAUUGUAUGAGCUAGAUUAAGGAAGCUUUAGCAUUAAACAGAGUGGAGCCAAAUACCCAGUUAAGAUGCUGAAUGAUGUCUCUGUUCAGAAUCAACCGACAUAGUUAUUCAUGAUGUAUAUAAUCGAAUUUC